CCUACGUGACUUUUCGGUUACCAGCCUGCGGUUCUUUGCAGAGGUUAGGUUGGCCAAGGCUGCAUCGAUGUAAUCCAGUCACGCUAACACACGUUAUCUUAUCGAUAAAUGAUGCUUAUAUCUUAACGAUAUAUGGUGCUAUACGUAUCAGCUGA
This is a messenger RNA of Candidula unifasciata, 155 nucleotides long. NCBI's taxonomy places the organism in Eukaryota, Metazoa, Mollusca, Gastropoda, Stylommatophora, Geomitridae. The record is from the annotation of a GenBank genome assembly.